CUGCUAGGGCGGCUGUUGUCUCAAUCGGCGGGAUCCCGCAUUGUUAUCUCGACAGCUGUGAGAAUUUGUUUUGUAUCCUUUCUGGGGACUCGCAAUGGUUGAUGUUGUUUCCCGCCUCCAUGACCCAUCGCCGCAAAACACGCGUUAAGUCGCGGAUAUUUCAAUGCCUCCCGAUUCCGCCCAACGAAGAGCUUUAAUCCAUGAAGACCCGGCCCUUUCAGAUGAAGAUGUCGGCUUCCUCUUCCAGAUUAUCACCCGCGCGGAGCGUGAUCCAGAAGCUGUUCGCCUUCCGUACAGAGUGUUGUUCAAGGAAUAUGAUGAGGUUAUUGCGGAGCAUGGAUCGGAUGCGGAUCCAGGCUAUGCCUGUAUGCGUUUCCUGUUCAAGAUGGGAAGUAAAGAUGUCGUAGGGGAGACCCUCUUCGACAAAUUUGAAAACCUGCUUCAACAGAUGGGCAUCCUGAUUGAAUUUGGGAACGAGGAGACUGAGAAUGACCCUCUUACCGAUAAUCUGUCCUCUGUUGAUGUUCAGUUGAGGAAGAGGGUCGACCCGCCUUCAAGAGAGGAUACUAUACAGACACCGCGGCGCAGACGAGCAUCGUUCAAUUCAAUGUACGAUAUCGGCGACGACCCUACGCAGAGAAGUUUUAUAAACCGCCCAAGUUCUCGUUCCUCGAUGUCGCGAUUACAAAUAGGGAAGCCUGAGUUCCUUGAUUCCCUAUCGCCAAGUCGUACACCUGGUCAGAAGAGAUCUGAAUCACCGGAUAGAACUCAAUUGAUUGCACAGUUCCUAGAAGUCGGUCGGCGCCUUAUGAGUCGGAUGGACCUCCUGGAAUCGACUAAGAAAAGGUCUAGUGAGCCUGCCUCUGCCGUGAACGAGGAUCGUUCUCGAAGGAUAGCCGAAGCUUCGCAAGCUAAAGCCUCCAAAUCGCGUAGCAUUCGUUCGGUGAGCUCUAUCAGCUCCGAAGAGGAAGAAGAGGAAGGAUCCAUCGCUCCCUCAGAUGUUAUUUUUGAAAAGCCAGAGAUACCACCGGAGAUGAUCUACCGACCAUCACUGUCGGACUUGCUACGAGAUGCAUCGACAUUCAAUAUGUAUCGCCAGCGGGCAAUCAAUAGGCGCAUCAUCACUCAGUGGAUGAAAAAGGCCGUUCAAACACGGCAGACCCAUCGAGAUAUGGACAUGGUCUCUGUCAACCGGGAUCGAAGCACUCUUCUCCGCCAGGCCUUUGAAACGUGGCAUACAAUCAUCCGCAAUAAACGACAAGAAGCACGGACAGAACGGUUUUUCAGUCACUUGGAAAAGCGCGCUGCACGGGCUCGAGAUCUGUAUUUGAUGACGAAGGCAUUUACCCAUUGGGCCGAGGUGACUUCCGAUGAAGUUAAGAAAACUACAGCUGCACGACGACAUGUCCUUAGCGUCAAGUACUUCAAUGCAUGGCGUGAAAUAACAGCAAUCAACGUGCUAAAAGCCCAACGAUUCGCAUUACAACGACCCUUUCGGGCUUGGAAGAAAAAGGCGGACCAUGUGAAGAGUCUUGAAGAACAGGCAGUCGCUCACCAUAACCAAAAAUUAACACAUGGUUUCUACUGGAAAUGGUUUUGGAGUCUAUGCGAGCGACGCGCCCCCAAAUGGCAUGAUUACUGCCUCAAAAGGCGGUCUUUGCUGUACUGGCUGCGCACAUUUCGAACGAAUAGAGAACGAAUCCAUGAGAUUGAUGCCCAAAAUAAGCGCCUUGCACUUGGUUCUGCAUUGCAAGCGUUAUCUGAGAGAUCAAAAGCGAUCAUCUCCGCUGAGCAGAAGGCCGUUUCUAUCCAACGUCAUCAACUCCUUGAGGACUCAUUAGGAGAAUGGAGAAUCCAGGCUCGUCUGGCUCCAGCCGCCUCCCGUGUUGCAGAAAUGGUUGAUCACCGCAUCCUCCAUUCAGCGUACAUGCAGUGGGUUAAGCGGGCUCACAUGCUAAAACAAGCAAGAGAGAUGGACCAGCGGAGAAUUGUGCGGAACUCGUGGAUUGCAUGGAAUGACCAGCUCCGUUGUCAAGCCCUUAGCGCCCGCAUCGAAGAGCGCUUGAAGAUGGAGGCUAUGUAUAAAUGGAUUUUGGCAGAGCGAUUCCGUCUCAUGCAGCGGAUCCGCGAACAGCGAAUCAAACGGGAGGUUUUUUCUCACUUUGUGACAAAUAUCCGUAGCACUUACUCCGAAUUGCUAUAUCACGCCGACAUACAUCAAGACCGUCGGAAUGCAGAUCUGAUCCGGUCGAAGUUUACUUGCUGGCGGGACCAGCUUGCAUUACAACGUCAACGUGAUGUCGUCGCCUUUGAGUUCUACGCACCACGACUUGUACAGGAAUCACUUGUGGCUUGGCGCUCAAAAACCCAGCAUGUCGCCAAAUUAGACGAGUGGACUCGGGAUGCUAGGUUUUACUUCCUCGCGACUGGCACUUUGAAGCGUUGGCAUGCGACUACCUUAGACUCCGCUAAACGUCGUCGACAGGAGGCUUACGCCAAAGUAAGACGGAAGACUAAGAUUAAUCUAGCCUCCAAGGUGUUCAGGGAGUGGAAAUUCAAGACGCAGAAUGCCACCGAAAUGGAGGAGCAAGCGGGUCAGAUUUACAGGAAGAAAUCCUUAAGCAUAACAUCCGAAAUGCUAAGCCGCUGGCAAGAGAAAACUGCGAAGCGACUCGAAGAGUGUGAUGAUGCAGACACAUUUUACUUCCAGCAGAUUGCCUACGACCAACUCAUACGAUGGGCCGAAGCAGUGGUUGGAUAUCGGCAGCUGGACGAGCAGGCUGUCGGUAUGUAUCGCUUACAUGUGCUCGGCCAAGCCAACAUUCAGCUGCGCAAGCUUAGCCUUCAGGUGUUUCAGAUCAAGAGUAGGUCGGAAACCGCAGAGGCUAUGAGAGACAGGAAUCUUCGAAAACAUUCCCGGGGCAUGUUCCGUCAUUGGGUAGAUAAAGCUAGGAUGAGCCUCGAGGCUCGUGAUUUACCAGGGCCCUUAGUGAGCCCUACAAAAACCCCUAAUCAUGUGGCUAGCAGCGGUGCAGAACGAUCGAUAUUUGACCCCUGGUAUCCUGUUGAGACCCCGUUUAAGACGCAUGACUUUGUUUCUGAAAACCACGUUUCCUCAGCGACCCCGUUAGCUACGCCCAACUACAUGACUUCACCGUCCAGAAGAGCUGCAAGGGCACGCGCCUUAGCCCGAGCUUCCACCACUCCAGCCACACCUCUAGUAACACCGUUUGCUAGUAGGCUCCUGCGCGCGGAGGUCUUGAAUACCCAGAGCACCUCGACUCGACGAGAUCGCAAUGGACGCGGCAGCGCUCUGGGCACAAGCGUUCGAUUCGUGGACGAGGAGCCAGAGUCACCCACAGACGGGAGGAAAUCAGCCAAUCGACGAAUAUGAGGCCUCCUGGCAGGUUUAUAUGUAUAUGUAUAUGUUGUUAUGUUAAAAUAUCAUGAUGGCUGGUUGGGGCUGGGAUGGUGAUUUUAAUACCCUGUUGCAGCAUCGGGCGUGCGAAGAGCUGUUUUGUUCGCUAUAUUGAAUGCGCGGCAUACGUUGAAUUAUAGCUACGACCUCUAGACAAAAGAAAUGAAUCUCAAUAGAAUCGG
This is a messenger RNA of Aspergillus ochraceoroseus IBT 24754, 3600 nucleotides long. RefSeq names its product Sfi1 family protein. The transcript is spliced from 2 exons. The record is from RefSeq and is a predicted model, not a curated record. Lineage: Eukaryota; Fungi; Ascomycota; Eurotiomycetes; Eurotiales; Aspergillaceae. Bases 164 to 3394 code for a protein of 1076 amino acids.